CGAGAAGAACUGCGGAUAUUAGUAUCUUUUCUUGUGAAUAUACACGAUCUUAAGUUUUUAUACACAGCCGCACGUCAUCACUUUAUACAUAGACCACAUUCAUCAAGCUUACCGCCCCGUUCCCGCCCGACCCGAUCCGACCAAACUCAAAAUCAUGGCGAACUCUGCUGCAGCAUUGCUCUUCACCUUCGCCGUCGCCGCCUGCUACCUCUGCACCUUCGCCGCUUCCUCCACGGCUCCCACUUUAACGGCGGCGCACUCGGAGUUAUCCAGUUACGGGUUCCCGGUCGGGUUGCUCCCUCGGAACAUCGUGACCUACAAUCUCAACCGCACCUCGGGAAACUUCGUUGUGAAGCUGGGGGACACUUGUCGCAUCACUAUUCCUCCCGACAAUUACUUGGCCACCUAUUCGAAAACCAUUACUGGUAAAAUCGUGGACAAUCGUAUUGCUGAGCUUGAUGGGAUUGGGGUUAGGGCUUUUUUCAGAUGGUGGGGCAUCACUGGGAUCCGAUCCAAUGGACAGGAUUUGACCUUUGAGGUUGGCAUGAUCACCAAAAGCUUCCCGUCUAAGAAUUUUGACGAAAGCCCAGAAUGUGAUGGCCAACGCUCUUCUUCGUGAGUUACCAAUUUGUCUUCCGUGGAGAAUGCUUCCACCCACUGAAUGAAAUAAUUCCUGCGGACCUGAGACAGGAUAUGGUCUAUCAAUUUGAUCAUUAGCUACCAUAAAAGGCGUUCACCUGUAAGCUGCGGUUAGGUGCUAGAUUAAGCAGUUUGUUCUGUUUGUAAUAUGUAUAUAUAUGUUCCAAGGUGUACCUAUCUUAUACUCCCCGUUUUCCAAUAACUCUGGAAAAAAUUGCUUAUGAUCUAUUUUAUUCCCAUUAUUAUUGUCUAGUUGUUGAGAAUUUCUUUUUUGCCUUCUCUUUUCUUUUCUGUUAUAAGUAUUUUGUGAAUUUCACUUGAUUAGUUUUAGACUAAAAACUAGUUGAGGUUUGAAUGAUCUGUUUACUUUUUCAAAUAGUCUCAUGUUGAACCAACUCAUCUUAGGUGGUUGUAUGUACUGUGUGAUCAUCUUCACAGUCUAGCUGGUUGAGGUUCUAC
This is a messenger RNA of Oldenlandia corymbosa var. corymbosa, 1098 nucleotides long. Lineage: Eukaryota; Viridiplantae; Streptophyta; Magnoliopsida; Gentianales; Rubiaceae. The record is from the annotation of a GenBank genome assembly.